AUGCAGGAAAUAAUCUUCCAUGCAUUUUUAAUCUGCAAGUUGCUAGUUGACUUACCUAGUUUAUAUCAUGCAGCAUCUGACAAGCGCAAGCCUAACAUUACUGUAGGGAACGAGGACAUGGAGUGCAGUGAGGAAUUUGAAGUGUAUGGUGAAGAGGUGCCCAAUGGCCAUGACGACAUCAAAGAGGACAAGGAUACCGAGUCCUUUGGUCAAGGGGAAGAGGAGCAAGAUGAUCGCGAAGGCUCCUUGCCACUGCCUGAUGCUUCACUGGGUGAUGCAUCUGAUGCAUCAGGAGCCACACCUGAUGCAUCAAUGAGUGCAAUGUCUGAUGCAUCAUCAUCAUACUCUAACUAUAACGAUGUCUCCGCACCAAUUCCCCAUUCAUAUUUACCAGUAUAUGUACCCCCUGUGACCACCAAUUCAGUUCCUAAUUCUUUUACUCCAGUGUAUACUGCCCCUCUCAUGUCCACUGAUGGGUUUACACUGUGGCAAGAUCUCAAUUGGAAUGAUCCAGUCUUCCAAAUGUCUCUGGCCUCUGCUGCUGCUUGGCUGCAGGAAAAUUUAUCACCAGUCUUGCCUCAUCCCAACCCACCCCAGCUCCCCAUCUUGCCUCAUCCUAACCCACCUCAGGGCAACAACAAAACCAUCCUCGAGCCCAAGGCCAUCCACAAGCUCAAGGUCGCCCCAAAACCCAAGGCCAUCCGCAAGCCCAAGGCCACCACCACCCCCAAUGAUCACACCACCUCCCAGCUACCUGUUGAUCUGACCAAGCCAUUCAAUAAACCGAUUACUAACCCACCCGGAGCUGAGUCUAGUUCACCAGGGGUUGCAGCUCCUGGUGGAAUUACCAACGACUCUAUGAACACACGUACAUCCAAGCGUGUCCCAGUUAAGUCCAGGCGUAACGAGCUGGUGGAUGCGAUUGGUACUGAGCCUUCCAUGAAACAGCCUGCGCAGAACGGGCCUGCGGGUGCUCAACAGAAGAAGCGGGCAAAGGUCUAG
Messenger RNA from Suillus paluster, 1002 nucleotides. RefSeq lists its product as uncharacterized. The record is from RefSeq and is a predicted model, not a curated record. The transcript is spliced from 6 exons. The coding region runs from base 1 to 1002 and encodes 333 amino acids. NCBI's taxonomy places the organism in Eukaryota, Fungi, Basidiomycota, Agaricomycetes, Boletales, Suillaceae.